Molecule: messenger RNA, 1500 nt
Organism: Beauveria bassiana ARSEF 2860
Lineage: Eukaryota; Fungi; Ascomycota; Sordariomycetes; Hypocreales; Cordycipitaceae
Product: glycosyltransferase family 31
Exons: 3
Coding region: 1-1500 (499 amino acids)
Source: RefSeq, a predicted model, not a curated record
AUGUCACUGCUUGGCAAAUCGCCACGAUACUCGACUUCGCCCCCCGCCGUCGGGCGAGGCUACCUUGGCAAACGAGUCCAGCGCAACAUGAUAAUCGCCCUUUGCGCUCUCUGCGCCCUCGCUGCCUUUAGCUUCCUCACCCGAUCGAUGCGCCCCGCCAAACCGUUGGAGCAGCACUUUAUUCCCCUGUGGCCCGACGUCCACGAGCCAUACCGCAUUGUCACCACCUCGGACUUCCGCCCCGUCUCCAUGCCGCCGCAAAACAAGACCAUGGACCAGCUAUGCUCGAGUUUCCCCAACCACCUCCUCCAGACCAUUCAACCUAUCCUCAAGACGGGCUUUACCGAUGAUCCCAACCGUAUGCCCGGUCAAUUUGACGGCGCCAGUGCUUGUUUCAAGCCCGGCGAGCUGCUCGUCUUUUCGGAUGCGCCUGGCAACAUGUCGGGCCACGAGGUUAUUGACAUUCUCGCCCUCUUGCCCGACACCUACCACAGCUUCUCCGAAUUCAAGCCUUAUCUCGAGCAGCGUCGCAUGCUCGAGAAUGGCUCCGCCUACAAGUACCCCGAGAGGCUCAAGACGAUCAACGGUUGGAAGCUUGACAGAUUCAAAUUUGUCCCUGCUGUCGAGCAAGCAUGGCUCAUGAAGCCCAACCGCGACUUUUAUGUCUUUUAUGAGUCGGAUACUUAUGUCUUUUGGGACAAUCUGUUUCGAUUUCUCAAGACAUUGGACCCGGAUGUGCCCCUCUACAUGGGAUCUUCCACCCCGGGACGACGCGACAACGUUAAUUACGGCACCACCUUUGCCAACGGCGGCCCUGGCUACGUCCUCAGCCGCGCCGCCGUCAAGCGUCUGCUACACCGCGAAACUGACCGUACUGGCCAUUUCGUGGGCCCUUCAUUUACCGAAAAGUGGCGCUAUCUCGUCAACGAUGACGAACCAUGCGGUGACAACAUUUUGGGCUAUAUCCUGUGGUUGUCUGGUAUUGAAAUGCAGGCGCUGUAUCCCAUGUUCACCCAGCACGUUUUCCACACGGUGCCCUUUGACUCAAUGCGCUGGUGCUCUCCCAUAUUUACCUUUCACAAGCCAUCGCCGGAACAAAUGCGCGGCCUGGCUCGCUGGGAGUAUGGCGCGCGAAACAAUUCGCAUCCCGCGAGGUACGCUGAUGUCUGGGACUUUUACAAGCCCGGAUCUGAGCAAAUGCGCGACAAUUGGAGAAAUAAUGACGUACUAUGCCGCAAAGCCUCUUCCUCCAGCAUCAAGUCUGCGAAAGACUGCGAGGCGCAUUGCCGCUCGUUACCCGAAUGCCUCCAAUGGACAUGGCGCGGCAGCCCGACCAGGGAGUGCUUCGUCGGUGAGGGCGUCUUUUACUAUGGCGAGACUUGCGAGGACUCGACAUCAGGUUGGCUGCCAGACCGCAUCAACAAGUGGAAGGACGACCAUGAGUGCCAGGAUACCUUCUGGCAUGGGCCCAGCCGCACGAGGGUGUAUAUCCCAGGCUAA